Thrips palmi is the source of this 1939-nucleotide messenger RNA. Its product is annotated as phenoloxidase-activating factor 1-like. Gene Ontology annotation, biological process: proteolysis. The transcript has 7 exons. Gene Ontology annotation, molecular function: serine-type endopeptidase activity. The record is from RefSeq and is a predicted model, not a curated record. NCBI's taxonomy places the organism in Eukaryota, Metazoa, Arthropoda, Insecta, Thysanoptera, Thripidae. Bases 148 to 1485 code for a protein of 445 amino acids.
AGUGGGCUCGUCUCGUCUCGCCAGUCGGCCGAGCUGAGCAGAAGCUCUUCUCGCGGCACCAGCGCCGCAGCAGAGCGCCCUGGUGUCCGAGCCGUCCGCCGUCCGUGCCGUCCGAGCCCGGCGACGCCGAGCAGCCCGCGCCACACCAUGGCCGCGGCCACGCCCUCCACCCUCGCCGCGGUGCUCGUCUUCGUCCUCGUCACGCAGGACGUCACCGCCCAGAGGACGGAGCCGUGCCAGACCGCCGACAAGAUGCCCGGCAAGUGCAUCGUGCUGCACUCGUGCGCGCCGCUGUACGCGCUGCUGCAGGGCCCGCGCCCCAUCGACCCGCAGGUCAUCAACUUCCUGCGCGAGUCCACCUGCGGCUUCCAGGGCUCCACCCCCAAGGUGUGCUGCCCCGGCCUGGACCCCGGCACACAGCCCUUGACGCCGAGGCCGCCGCCGACGCAGCAGCCCUUCACGCAGAGGCCCUUCACGCAGCAGCCCUUCACGCAGCAGCCAUUCACGCAGAGGCCCCGGCCGCGGCCGCCCGUGGAUGACCGCCCCGUCAACGUGCAGAACGACCCCAACCUCCGCCUGCUGCCGCACGACGUCUGCGGCCCGGGCGCCACCAACCGCAUCAUCAACGGCAACAAGACCAACGUGUUCGAGUUCCCCUGGAUGGCGCGCCUCGGCUACACCUCCUCGCGGGACCUCGUUGAGACGAGGAGCACCGCCGACCACUUCGGCGAAGGGCUGAUAGACCAGCGGGCGGGCUCAGGUACCGGUGCCAUCGCGUACCGCUGCGGCGGCUCCCUCAUCAACUCGAGAUACGUGCUGACGGCGGCCCACUGCGUCGCGGGGAUCAAGAGCACUGAGGCGCUGACCACGGUGCGGCUGGGCGAGAACGACAUCUUCAACGAGACGGACUGCUCCUUCAUCACGGGCGUCCAGGUGUGCGCGCCGCCCGUCGUGGACGUGGGCGUCGAGGACACGGUGGUGCACCCGGGCUUCAGCCUGGAGGGCGAGGAGCGCCUGCAGAACGACGUGGCGCUGGUGCGGCUCGUCCGGAGGGUGCGCUUCACCGACGCUGUGCGCCCCAUCUGCCUGCCCGUGGGCGACGAGCAGUACCGGAACCUGGACGGCAAGAAGCUCAUCGUGGCGGGCUGGGGCACCACGGAGUCAGGCUACGGCAGCCGGGACCUGCUGCAGGUGGCCGUGCCCGUCGUGCCCGGCGAACAGUGCGUCGAGGUCUACAAGAAGAACGUCAACAUCAACCCGGCCAAGGAGAUGUGCGCGGGCGGCACGCGCGCCGGCGACUCGUGCAACGGUGACAGCGGCGGCCCCCUCAAGCAGGCCGGGCUGGGCGUCAACAACGACGUGCGCAUGAUGCAGUUCGGCAUCGUGUCCUUCGGGCCGCGCAAGUGCGGCACCGAGGGCAUGCCCGGUGUGUACACGCGCGUCGCCUACUACAUGAAGUGGAUCCUCAGCAACCUCAGGAGCUAGGCGAGGUCCUGGAGGCUGUCGUCGGGGAGGCAGGCACCCCGCCGCCCCGGGGCCCCGGGGCGCACUGGAUGCACUGAGAAAAAUGACGGCCAAGCCAUAGUUACCUGCAGUGAAGUGACGUGUCGAAACCACAGGAGAGCUGAAGUGAACUCUUAACUUUGGUUCUGAACACAGGGCUGUGAACUUCGAGUGGAUGUUGUGUGUGUGCGUGUGUGUGUGUUUGUGAGUGUGGUUUUUAAAUGUGUUUAAAUGUGUGUGCGUCCACCCUCAGUGUUGUGGCCAUUCUUUUAAUUUAUUGAUCUUUCGAUAAUUUCUUAUCGUUCCUUUAUGUUUAUUUUUCUGAACUUCGAUAAUGUCGUCAAUGAAUAGAUCAAAGUAUUUAUUAUUAACUUCAACGUAUUUUUAUUUGUACGCUUCAGUUUCGACCAUCCAAUAAAAUAGACAGUAAACUGAG